Molecule: messenger RNA, 962 nt
Organism: Nicrophorus vespilloides
Lineage: Eukaryota; Metazoa; Arthropoda; Insecta; Coleoptera; Silphidae
Product: selenoprotein M-like
Exons: 2
Coding region: 78-410 (110 amino acids)
Cellular component (GO): endoplasmic reticulum lumen
Molecular function (GO): oxidoreductase activity
Source: RefSeq, a predicted model, not a curated record
GGCAACUUCUUCAACCCGCCCUUGACAUUACAGUGAUGAUGAUGUUUUUGAUUCAGUGACGAUUUCUGGUGGUCGAGAUGUUGUUCAAUUUCCCUUUGGUUCUUGUAUUAGGGUUCGCCCUUUGCUCCGCCGAGGAGCCGACAUUCGCUAGAGCCCGAAUCGAGAGCUGCCCCGGUUGCUCGCUGAACCGGCUGCCGGAGGUGAAGAAGUUCAUCUACGAGGACGUGCCCAAAUACGAUGGCGUAGACUUCAAGAAGAUACAGGGGGCUCCGCCGGAGCUCGUCCUUCUGGAUGAGAACGACGCUGAGGUGGAAAGGCACAUCCUCGGAAGAUUGAACAGGAAGGAGUGCAAUGAGCUCCUCGAGAAGAAGGGUUUUCAUCUGAAGACUAACGCCAAACUGGAGUUGUAACAGCAACAAACAUAAUUUUCUUCUAAUGGAAUCGGCAACAAUAUUAUAUACAAUACCAUAUAUUAAUCGUAAAGUAUAAAGCACACAUCUCUUCUAUUCCUCACACAUAUAUAUAUAAAUACUAUUUUUGUAUAAAUAACUACUCUAAUUCUAUAUAUAAUGCACUACAGUUUUCCUCUUCUCAGUUAAAUUAUUUUAAACUAUAUCCAUGUUUUCUGUUCUUUUGUUUUUAAUUAAUCAAGAUAGAGUUGUAAACAAAACAAAAAAACAAAAAUGAUAACAACAAGCAAUGCUUAUUCUAAAGCUAACCUGUGAUGAAAUGUAGAUGAAAGAGUUGGAGAAGACACACGUUUUUCUUUCUUAAGUUUUAUUUACACUGUACAUUGUAUAUAUAUAUAUAUUGAAACAGUAGUUUUUCUUAGCAUAUUGUUGCAGACGCGAAAUGUUGUACAUUUAUUAUUUAUUCAAUAGUCGAAACAACCUAAGCCCCAUCCAUAAGAAGAGAAACGCGCAAUUGUGUAUUUAUUUGGCAAUAAAUGAUAAACGAAGUUA